CGAGUUGGGCUAAGCUCUAACUGUAAUUUAUAAACAUCCACAACUUCCUACCUUACAAGACUUAAAGACCGUUUCCUUCACCCCCAAUUAAUACGUUCCUGAGAUGUCAUCUCCCUGCUUAUUGUGCCUCACGUUAUAGGCAAUAGGCUAUGAGGUGAUGAGCGAUAAUAGCAAGCACGCCCCUUAUCAGGAGGAACGGAGGUAGCCCUGAAUCAACUCGGCAUUGGGAACUGGAGGAGAACCCAUGGGGAGCACAUCAGAUAACAUCUUCACCUAUGCACACGCGCGACAUGAUAUCUCUACUACCAUACACCACUGGCAGUUGCGCGACUUGGUAUCCGCGGGUGACAACUCUGAUGAGCUGUUGUACGUGUGCGAUUCCAGCAUCCUUCAGUACAAUGCUUCUACAAGAGAGGCCACGUCGGUGCUAUCCCUGGACUGGUGCCCCAACAGCAUGACGUAUGCGCACGGCAUAGUAGCAGCGGGAGGCCCAGCCAGCCAGUUGUGUGUCAAAGACCUGCGGGAGAAGCGGGUGCUGCACCGGGAGCCGCUGGGAGGCUCGGUCAACAACGCACUUCACAUAGCGCGGCUUGCCGGGCAGCUGGUGCUGUACGCAUGCAACAACGACUACAUCGUCAAGGUUCUCAACAUCGAGUCACACCACCUGCGACCCAACACCUCAUUCAGGACUCCCGUGCCCAUCAACUACUGCGCGCUGUCCCCGGACGGCCGCUUCCUCUCCUGCGUGGGCGACUGCCCCGAAACCAUGGUGUACGCGGUGCGGGAGGGCGGCUACACGCGCGUGCACAUGUUCAGAGAGGCGCUGGACACGGGCAUCAGCACCGCCUGGUCCCCCUCCGGCACCUUCCUGGCCUCCGCGCACCAGGACGGCUCGCUGGCGGUGUGGGACAUGCGCUCACCCGAGGUGGUCUGCAAGUACCGACUCAGCACUGCAUGCAGGAAUGUCAAGUUCUCCGCGGGCGUGGUGGACCUGAUGGCCUUCGCGGAGCACGAGGACCUGGUGCAUGUGGUGGAUGUACGGCAGUGGAACAGCUUCCAAGACCUCAAUGCGGGCUGCGGACAGGGCCAUGACAUCUCCGGCAUCAGCUUCCCCCCCUCCGGCGACCGCCUGUGGGUGGGGCUGGACGACUGCGUCAUGUCAUACGAACUAGAUACGGUGGCACGGAGGACGUUCGGGUAUGGGUCGCUGUGCUGAGGGAGGGGCCGAGGGAGGGGCCGAGGGGAGGCGGCAAACAUGACGUGAUGACGCUUUGAGGGCUGGGCUGGUUGCCUGUACCGGUACGGAUGGCUGGUGCCUGUACCGGAGGGCCACUCAUCAUUCGAUUGCGUCCCAUGUCGCAAGCUGUAGCCUGCUGCCCUGCUGUAAAACCCUGCUUGGAUCUUCCUUCAAGAGAGGGUUACGCUGCGUAUUGCGGGUUUUGGCAUUGGCGUGGGGAAAACAGUUGAAGAGGCCUGCACCCCUCUGGCAUGUGGUCGGUUGUGGCUGGGCUGGGCUGGGCUCAGCGAAAUGGGGCGUACUGGCUGGGGUAUUGUACUCGGCUAUGAGCCACGAUGAACGGCUAUGCGAUGCGCACUGAAGGAGCUUGGAAUGGUACUGUUGCGUUGGCGGCUUCGGCCGCACACUCCUCCCGCGUGGAGCACUUUGUUGCAAGGCGGGGCAGGGGCUAGGACGAUUGAAGGUUCUGUAUUGCAUGGGUGUGUGCGUGUGUGCAUGCAUGUGCCUUUGAAGAGGACGAUGGUGGUGUUGCGACCCGGGCGGUCCAUGGGUUAACAUGAUGAUGUGUGCUGCUUGCCUUGCCACGGAGGCAGCAUAUCGCUGGCGCUGCGCGGAUAGGAACACUGCAAGGCAGCGCAGUUAAGGAAGGAGUGGCCCCGCAUGGUAAGAUGUUGAGCCGCAAUGCUGCGGGCGAUGCCCCGUUGCAUGUGGUGUUUGUGGGGGUGGUUGGAGCGCUCUGUUUCCAAUACGGUAUGGUGGGAAACGAUUUACCAAGGUGCUGACGCUACCAUGAACAAUACACUUCUCAUCGCGUUGACAAGCCAACCCUGGGAAUUCAAGUCAAUAGCCGUAGUUUCAUUGCGGCAGGUGGACUGCCAUGCAAUGUCGUUUGUGGACUUCUCCCUUUACGUGGGUUGCCGACAACGUAUUUCUGAACUCACUAAAUGUGCAUCAUCUCUGUUGCUGCGCAGCUGCACACACGCCACGCAGCGAGGAUCCCUCUUCGCGUUGUAACGCUCUGCUGCUGCGCUACGUUGUAUGUGCGUAUGCACGUGUCUGCUACGUUCUAAGCUCACGUGCAGUGCCUGCCCCCUAACUUUGUUAUGAUUUAUGCUCUGAUUGGUUACCAGUGUGUCCCGGCCGGCUACAUGCGUUGUGAGGUCAUUUCCCCGUUUCGCCGCUCUACCGGUAAUGUCUUUGUGACUUGGACAUUUGCAAUUUGGUUGGAAUGUCUUUACCGACCUUCAAGGAAUGUCACGUAAGCGUAUUGAAGCCCUGUCUUUGAGCCAAGAAUACUGAAUUGUAAAG
Astrephomene gubernaculifera is the source of this 2545-nucleotide messenger RNA. The record is from the annotation of a GenBank genome assembly. NCBI's taxonomy places the organism in Eukaryota, Viridiplantae, Chlorophyta, Chlorophyceae, Chlamydomonadales, Astrephomenaceae.